Vanessa tameamea is the source of this 841-nucleotide messenger RNA. RefSeq names its product RNA-binding protein 7. Gene Ontology annotation, molecular function: single-stranded RNA binding. The record is from RefSeq and is a predicted model, not a curated record. The coding region runs from base 116 to 709 and encodes 197 amino acids. Gene Ontology annotation, cellular component: nucleus. Gene Ontology annotation, biological process: regulation of alternative mRNA splicing, via spliceosome. The transcript is spliced from 2 exons. Lineage: Eukaryota; Metazoa; Arthropoda; Insecta; Lepidoptera; Nymphalidae.
UGUCAACUGUUCGUGAUUUGUGAUCAUAACAUCCAAAUGAUUAUACUAUUAUAAUAAUUAUAUUCAUUUCCUAAGCUCAACGCAAAAAACUGAAGUUUUUAUUAAUAUUGCUAAAAUGAUUGAAGAAGAAAAUAAAACAAUUUGGUGUGGUAAUUUAGCUGAGCAAGUCACUGAAGAGAUUCUUUACGAACUCUUCUUACAGGCAGGUCCGCUAGAAAAAGUAAAAAUGCCUCGAGAUAGAGACGGACGCCAUAGAUCUUUCGCUUUUAUUACGUAUUGUCAUGAAGUAUCGGUGCCUUAUGCUAUAAGCUUAUUUAGAGGAACGGCUCUUUUUCAUAGAACAUUGACAUUACAAGUUAGAGGUAGAAUGACACUCCUUCCACCACCAAUACGGUGUUACGGACCUGAUACAUCGAUGGACCUCAUUGGACAAGGAAAUGUUGUUAAACAAUUUUCCGAUAUGACCGAUAGACUUAAAGAGGAAAAUCCGAAUCCAGUUCAUCAGCCCACACAGAGACAAAACACAAAUGAAAAGCUUGUUAUGGCAAGCUUACAGGGCAAUUGGUCUCACCGACACCACCCUUAUAGGUCAAAAGAUAAGAUGCAUAAUCGUGAUGAUUAUAGGCAUCGAGAUGAUAUUUAUAAAGGUCAGAGCAACUCUAACAACUGGAGAUCUCGACGAGAUACUCGAUCCAGAAGGAGAAAAUGAGACUUCAAUAAAACUAGGCUUUUAUCCAGAUGACAAUUUAUAUAUGAAAAUAUUACUAUAUAUUCACAUGUGGUGGCAUUUAUUGUUAGCAUAAAAACUUUUUAAAUACAUAUUAACUCAAGUUUUAUUAUU